Molecule: messenger RNA, 1116 nt
Organism: Aspergillus oryzae RIB40
Lineage: Eukaryota; Fungi; Ascomycota; Eurotiomycetes; Eurotiales; Aspergillaceae
Product: alpha/beta hydrolase
Exons: 2
Coding region: 1-1116 (371 amino acids)
Molecular function (GO): hydrolase activity
Source: RefSeq, a predicted model, not a curated record
AUGAAACACUCUGAGUAUAAAUACUGUAGAACUUCUUCACAUGUAUCCAGCAGAGCAUCAAUCACUCGUUUGCAAGUAACCUCAAAAACACACUCAUAUACCACAAAACAGCAUCCUCCCAACUCAACAAUAAUGUCUAUCCCUUCUCACCCGAAACUCGAAGGCUUUGAUAUCAUUCAAGCCACAUACAAGCAGAUUGGCGACCAUGCCAUUCGAGUGGACAUCUUGAUUCCUCAGACGACCUACUCAGGCAAACGCCCGACCUUCGUCCGCACCCAUGGCGGCGCCCUGGUCGCUUGCGACUCACUAUUCAUGGACUUCUUCCCCCACUGGGCAUCAGACCUAGCCCUCAAACACGGUGCCGUGAUCGUGAGCCCUAACUACCGGCUCAUGCCCGAGUCCACUAGCUCAGAGAUCUUCGACGACAUCGACGAUUUCUGGAAAUGGCUGCACUCACCAGCUCUAACUGAUUUGCUCGCCAACCACACCACACCCACCGAAAUUGAUCUAACCCGCAUCCUCACAACCGGUGAUUCCGCAGGCGGUUUGCUAAGCCUCUAUCUCGCCCUGACCUAUCCAACCCAGAUCCGUGCCGCAACGGCCGGCUACCCGUGGGUGAACCCCAGCUCAGCGGGAUUUCAAUCGUCACGCACAAUCUUACCAUUCGGCGUACAUACGGAUGAAUCUGUUAUCGACGUCACCGUGGCUGCCGCAGCUUCUGGCCAGAUCGUGUCCUCGGAUCUCUCGCCUUCCCGACUCGCAUUCAUGCUUGCGGCUGUUGAACACGGCCGUUUGGCCGGAUUUUAUGAGCGCCAGAAGGAGGGAUCCUCUCGCCGAGAGUUAUUUUACCCUGCGAAGAAACUGGAAGAGCCGGGAUUGAGUAUCCCGCGCGGAGGCAUUGCCAUCUGGCAUGGUCGUCAGGAUACUGUGGUUCCUCUGGAGGAUGUGGAGGAGUUUGUGGUGCAGUUACUCGAGGCUACGAAGGGUCUGCCGAGUGGUGAUAAGGCUGUGCUGGCAUUGAGGGAUGGGGAUCAUGGUUUUGAUAUGAGUUCUCGGUAUGAGGAGGAGUGGUUGCAGAACGCUCUUAAGUCGGCGGUGGAGACUUGGCUGGAGUGA